This is a messenger RNA of Hydatigera taeniaeformis, 825 nucleotides long. The record is from the annotation of a GenBank genome assembly. Lineage: Eukaryota; Metazoa; Platyhelminthes; Cestoda; Cyclophyllidea; Taeniidae.
AUGGCCACAAUCGUUUUUAGGUACUUACUCUUUCACCAACUCCAUCGAGAUUUCCUCAGCGGUCGCCUCAUUGCCCCUCACGAAGACCUCAUUCGCCUUGCUGCAUUCUUCAUUCAAGUGGCUCUGGGAGAUGCCUCAGAGGUGACAGCAUCCACUCCCAAUCCUCAAUCCUCGUUCGAUUCAACCAAUACAGAAUCCCCCACUUACCUAUCCAACUACCGUGCUCUCCACAACACCUCUUCUAAAAAAAACGAGCUGGAGAUUUUGGAAGAACAUCGAAAACUUGAAGGCGUGCUACCAAGUGAGGCUGCUGCCGAGGCAAUUCGUAUCGCUUUGCGGCAACUCUCCUACGGACUGGAGCCGUUUAAAGUGUUGCCGACGAAACGGAGGAACUCCCGUCCUGUGCACAUUGGGUUGACCCACGAGGGAGUUGCCGAAUUUUUUGGAAGCAAGCGGGCCCAUCUCUUCAAGUGGGCCGAAAUCGAUCAAUUCUUCUAUUCUGGAAAGAAUUUCAUUCCUGCCCAUGAGAUAACUGAAUACAAAUGCGAGUCGCGAGCGAUUGCUUCAGAAUUAUGGAGCUGGGCUCUCGAGAGGAAGCUUUUUUUCACUCUCGACAUCACCAAUGCUAUUCCCACACCACCCUUUUGUACGCUUUUCUCAAAUAAGUUUUGUAUGUUCGAUUUUGGUCAUUUCCUUUUUGCCACAAAUUUUGGUGGUUUCGAGGAAAUUGGCCUUCUUUGUAGGUUGGAAAAGUCCUCUCUCGUGAAGCCAAUAACGACGAAGUACAAGCUGUUCUCGCGCCGACAUACAUUCACUUUCGCGUAA